Messenger RNA from Sceloporus undulatus (fence lizard), 2769 nucleotides. Its product is annotated as zinc finger protein 239-like. The coding region runs from base 89 to 1192 and encodes 367 amino acids. The transcript has 2 exons. NCBI's taxonomy places the organism in Eukaryota, Metazoa, Chordata, Lepidosauria, Squamata, Phrynosomatidae. The record is from RefSeq and is a predicted model, not a curated record. Gene Ontology annotation, molecular function: DNA-binding transcription factor activity, RNA polymerase II-specific; RNA polymerase II cis-regulatory region sequence-specific DNA binding. Gene Ontology annotation, biological process: regulation of transcription by RNA polymerase II.
GCGGGGGAGGCGGGACUUCCGGUGGCGAAAGGGUCCUCUGAGCGAGGACCGACCAGAGAGAGAACUGCUGUCAGGUUUAGAACCUCAGAUGGAGCGGAGACGUCGAGGAAGCCAUAAUGGAGGCGCUGCUGCUGCCGCCGCCGCCGCCGCCGCCGCCACUGCUGAAGAUGAUGGGAUGCCCACCAAGACUGGGGGUCUGAUGUGUGUAAAAGAAGAGCCAGAGCAUGUAGAAAUGAAUAUGGUGUUAAUAGGAGGAUCGAAAGAGUCAGUUUCCCAAAGCCCCAAACAGAAAAGAGAGCGUGAGAAUCAGGAUUCACAGGAGAUGCAAGACCAAACUGCUUCUGAUGACAUGCUAAGCAGAGCCACAGGAUGCCAAGAGUCAGGUUUAAACAAUGUUGACCAAAUUGUUAUCCAGCAGUUGAUCCAUAUUGGAAAAAGUAAGAUCUCAUGUCGCAAGCAGGAGGACAGCUUCCGUCAGCGCGCUGGCCUUAGUAAAUCUCAGGUUGUCCAUUUUGGGGAGAAACCAUACCUGUGUAUCAUCUGUGAGAAAACCUUCCGCAACCACUCAGGACUUAUGGUACAUCAAAGAAUCCACACAGGAGAGAAGCCAUAUAAAUGCCCUGAUUGCGAGAAGAGCUUCAACCAGCGAUCACACCUGACAUCUCACCGUGGGACCCACACAGGAGAGAAACCCUUUAAGUGCUUUGACUGUGGGAAAAGUUUCAGUUACAACUCAGGGCUGAUAAUACAUCAACGAAUUCAUACAGGUGAGAAACCAUACAAAUGCUGUGACUGUGAGAAAAGCUUCAGUCAGAAAUCCCACCUGCUUUCUCAUCAGAGGACCCACGUGGGAGAGAAAUCCUUUAAAUGCCUCGACUGUGGGAAAAGCUUCAGUUACAACUCUGGCCUUGUUAUACAUCAGCGAAUUCACACAGGAGAGAAGCCCUAUAAAUGCUCCGAUUGUGGGAAGAGCUUCAAUCAGCGGUCACACCUUAUUUCACACCAAGGUACUCACACAGGAAGGAAACCGUAUAUGUGUAAGGACUGCGGGAAGAGCUUUAGCUUUAACUCUGGUCUUGUGAUCCACCAACGGCUUCAUACAGGAGAGAAACCUUAUAAAUGUUCCAACUGUGGGAAAAGUUUCAGCCAGAAGUCACACCUCAUUUCACACCAGAGAGUGCAUAGUGGGUAACAAUCCUGACUCAUUGAGGUUAACUUUAUAUAAGAGACUAAUUUCUGUUGACAUAAGCAGAAGCCAUGGAUAUAUUGUUCUCUAGUUAUUAACUUGUGGAUAGCAGCACAUCACCAAUCUUUCCCAACCAGUGUUUAUCAAGGCAGUGCACUUGUUUUAGAAUUUUAAAAGCAAGUUUACAUGUGUGUCUUUGACAUUUGGUGAAUUGUAACAAAGAGAAUGGCUGUACAUUCCAGCCCCACCACACCCAAAAGUAGAUUCAGGCAAAAAGAGGGAUGCAUGUACAAACACUCAUAAUGCAAAAAUACCAGCAGAGAAGUUGAGUAAUUUUUAUUUUUAUGAGGGUGAAGAAACACCCUUGCACUUCAAUGUAUCUGUUUUUAUUCAUUUAUCUUAAUGAAGUUAUGUACCACCUAUUUAAAACAGCAUCUCAAAGGGGUGCUCAAUUUAAAAAAAAACAUUUAAAAUAUAACUAAAACAAACAUGAAAUAAACAUCUAUUAAAAUGUAAAUAAACUUUAAAACUUAAUGCUAAUGAAUGGACUGUAACUUCACUGGCUGUGCUGGCUAAGAUGAUUGGGAGUUGCAGUCCAUUAACAUAGAGAGGACUGUAUGAUUCCCACCCCAAUCUAGAGCCUCCAGAUUCGAUUGCUGCAAUAUAUUCUGUAUGGGACUGCCCUUGAAGAGCAUUCAGACAUUUCAGCUGCUGAGGUUGUGUUUGGUACCACCUUUUAAAAAUCUAGGUUUUUUUUAAUUUGCAUUUGUUGCCAGUUUGCUUCUGAGCAUUAUUCAAAGUACUGGUUAUUACCUAAAGAAUCAUGGUACUUGAAAUAUUAUUUGAUCAGAGCUGUCCUUUGCAAUCAUCUGGAGAGGCCCUGAUUUAUAUCCUGUUGCCAUGACCCAGGACAGGGUCUUUUCAUUUGUGGCACCCAUGUUUUGACAUUUACCCAUUUCCUGGGGUAACCUCUUCUUUGCUGGGUGUUUUGACAAUUUGUGUGAAGAAAAUUGUAUAAAUAAUAUUAAUAAUAAUUACCACCUCUUUGAUUUGGUUUAGGCCUUCCCUCUACUCUACAACCCUCUCUCCUGAUUUCUAAUUUAGAAAAAACCCCACCUGGUUUCUGUUUUUCAGUCCAAACUUUAUUUGGUUUAAUCUGGUUUUAGUCAUGUUUAGAGUAAACUCACUGAAAUUAGUGGGACAUCAGUUGGUAGGUAUGGUUUAACUGUAACCAAGCCUGGACCUAACUUGUCAUUUUGUGGCUUGUAUGUUGUGUUAACAGAUGUAAACUGCUCCAACAGGCCUAUAAGGGGCUGGAAGGCAGGAUAUAAACAUUUUAAUUAUUCAAUUUGUGAUUUCUUAUUAUUUUAAACUCAAUCACACCACUGAGAACAAUGUAACUGAAAACAACACUCAUAUUCUGAAUGUUGCUGUUUAUGUUACUAUAUAUUACAGUACCGUAUUCCCUAAAAUGGAUUGUGAUAAUAAUUAUUAGUCUCAUUGUAUUUCUGUACUGUUAUGUGUUGACAAUUCUUGUAAUAAUAGACAUGCCUGCUUGCAAUAAAUGGAGUGUGCAAUGACCA